AUGAGAUGGAAAAAGUUGUCGAAGCUUAGAUGCAUUGCUAAACAAUUCCUAAUUAGCUUCAAAGUUGGAGGUGGGAAGAAAAUCUUUUUGUGGUAUGAUAUAUGGCAUCCUGAGGGUUGUCUUUUUGAUAAAUUUGGUUUCAGAACCAUUUAUGAUGCUGGGAGAUCUAUUGGUCCUAAAGUUUCAUCAAUCAUUCGAGACAAUAACUGGUAUUGGCCUAGUGCCAGAUCUGAAAACUUGGUACUUAUCCAGAGUAGGCUACCAGAAAUCAGUUUAGGAGGUGAGAAUGUUCCUAUUUGGAGGUCUUCUUCAGGAAAGUAUUCCUGUUCUCAAACUUGGGAACAUCUUAGACCGAAAUUUUCUGUGGUGGAAUGGCACAAUUUGGUUUGGUUUUCUUUGGCCAUUCCAAGGCAUGCCUUCAUCUUGUGGCUGGUGUUUAGGGAUGCUCUUGUCCCCAAGGAGAAACUUUGUAGUUGGGGCUUCACAGGUUCCUCCUUGUGCCUGUCCUGUUUUGCUUGCCAAGAGAGCCGUGAUCAUCUCUAUUUCUGCUGUAGUUUCGGUCGAAGGGUGUGGAGGAAUAUUAUGGCUGACUGUUGUGUUUAUAAUCCUCCUAUUGAAUGGUCUUCUAUUGGUAGCUGGAGUGCUGAGUGCUGGAAGAGCAGAAAUCUUCAGGCUACUAUUUGUAAACUCUGCUUUGGUGCCACAAUUUACUAUUUGUGGAGGCAUCGAAAUGAUCUGUUACAUGGCAACGUUCCCCGUUCUGAAGAGAAGCUGAUUCAACAAAUUAAGUGGGAUGUUAGGUCGAGAUUGGUUGCUAGAUACUCGGCCAAGAUUUGUGUGAUCGAAGAACCUUCUGCUGGUGCAGAAAUGGAAUCUGCAACAGAUUUUGAGAUAAUCUGA
This is a messenger RNA of Alnus glutinosa, 900 nucleotides long. RefSeq lists its product as uncharacterized. The record is from RefSeq and is a predicted model, not a curated record. Lineage: Eukaryota; Viridiplantae; Streptophyta; Magnoliopsida; Fagales; Betulaceae. The transcript is spliced from 2 exons. Bases 1 to 900 code for a protein of 299 amino acids.